AUGGCGUCUGAUCCGAUCGCGUUUCAUUCACUUGAGGAUCCUCUCGAGAAAAUCGUUGAGCCCGAUACAAGCAGAAAUGCUGCCGACAUUCUGUGCCCUCUUGACAAGUGCAAAUGUCUUGUCAUCAAGAAAGGUGCUGCCGUGCUUGUUGAACGCGACGGAGCCAAGCUAGAAUUACCGGAAUCCGUGCUCGGAAGCAACCUUUCCGAGCAACUGCAAGGUUCAGCAGAAACGCAGUUCUGGCGCCUGGGUAACAUGAUGGACUUUGAGAACGUUGGGUUUUCUAAAACCGUUGACGCUGUAAAGUAUUUGUCGUGUGCCGAUUGCGAUGUUGGUCCCAUUGGCUACCAUGAUACAAAGGAGUCCCCUAGCGAGUUUCUGAUAAGCAUUCGUCGGGCUCGCUAUCGAUUUUGA
Molecule: messenger RNA, 414 nt
Organism: Zychaea mexicana
Lineage: Eukaryota; Fungi; Mucoromycota; Mucoromycetes; Mucorales; Lichtheimiaceae
Product: Mss4-like protein
Exons: 2
Coding region: 1-414 (137 amino acids)
Biological process (GO): small GTPase-mediated signal transduction; post-Golgi vesicle-mediated transport
Cellular component (GO): cytosol; membrane
Molecular function (GO): guanyl-nucleotide exchange factor activity; zinc ion binding
Source: RefSeq, a predicted model, not a curated record